Molecule: messenger RNA, 4809 nt
Organism: Plasmodium yoelii
Lineage: Eukaryota; Apicomplexa; Aconoidasida; Haemosporida; Plasmodiidae
Product: conserved Plasmodium protein, unknown function
Exons: 2
Coding region: 1-4809 (1602 amino acids)
Source: RefSeq, a predicted model, not a curated record
AUGGAACUAUAUGAAGAUGAGGUAUACGAAAAGGCAAACAUAAAUGUGACAAUAAUAGUUAACGAUGAGAUAAAAGAUAUAAUAAUAAAAAAUUUGAAUAAUAAUAUGAAUAAUGAUAAUAUAAACAUAAAUAGCUAUAAUUAUAAUAAUAUAAAUAAAAUAAAUAAUUUUUUAAAUAAUUCUGAACAGUCAGGUAAAAGUGAUAAUAUUUUAACCACUUGGUUAAAAAAAAUAAAAAAUACGUCAUCUGCUAUUAUUUUUUGUGUAGAUUGGCAAAAUAUUAUUAAUGAAAAAAAUGACAAUAACAAUAAUGAUGUAGAGGUUAAUAAAAGAGAAAAUAUUGAUUAUAAAAAUGGUGUAGAAUGUGAAGAAGAUCCUAAUAAUGAUAAACAAUAUUUAAAUGUGCAUGGAUUAAGUGAUGAACCAGUUAAUACAUACAACCCAUUUGAAAAUAGUAGUAACGAAUAUUAUAAUAGUUACAGUGGGGAUAACACAAUAAAUAAUAGAACUGAAGAUAAGGAGGAAAAAAGUAAGAGUGAUAUAAAUUUUAUCCAUAAUGAGAAAUAUAUGAAAGAAAUAAGCAAUGGUUUAAUUAAAAAAAUUGAAGAAAUAAAUACAAUAAUUAUGAAAAGAAAAAAAUUAUGUAAAAUAAUUCUUUUAGUAGUGUUACCAGAAAAUACCAAAAGCACAGAAGAAUAUAUUAAGUAUAUAAGUUUUUUAAAUUCGCAAAAUAUUAGUGCCAUAUUUAUAACAUUAGGAUUAAAAGAAAUACAUAAUAAAAUAAUGAAAUUACAAAAUUUACUAAAAGAUUGUAUAAAUUCAUUUUUUAAACAAUAUAUAAUAAGUUAUGAAAGUAAAAGUGGUAAAAAUGUUUUACAUUUUUUUACUUAUAAUUUUAAAAAAGCAUAUAUAUUAGAAAUGUUGGAAAAAUAUGAUGAAAGUAUGAAAAUAUAUGUAAACAUAUGUAAAGUUUUUUAUGAACAUAUUGGUGAGCAAAUAUUUCCAAAUAAAAAAUCUUUUUUUGAAUAUGUAAUAUUUUUUAAUUGUGUAAGUUUAAGAAUGAUAUCUAUAUAUUUAUAUUUUAAAGAUAUAAAAAAAGCUCUUCAUCAUAUUUAUACUCAUAAUAAGAUAAUUUUUUUAGCAUUGAUGAAUAGAGAUGAAUUUAUAAGUAGUGAACAUAAUAAAAAAUUGGUAGAAAUUAUUAAUAUUUUUAAUAUUAAAGGUGAUAAAAAUUUUAUUGAUUGCAUAAGAUAUAAUGAAUAUGACGAUGGAAGAAAAGACAAGAAAAUAUUAUAUAAAAAAAAUAAUAGUGAAUGUGUUAAUGAAUUUGUAGAUAUAUUAUACGAUAUAAUAAUAAAGGAAUAUGUAUAUUAUAAUUUGUUAUCAUGUAUUUAUUUUUAUUUUUAUAGAAUUAUAAAAAAUUUUAAUCUUAAUAUGCAUGAUGUAAUAAUAUAUGCAAUUUAUACUUGUUAUUGUAUAUAUUAUAAAAUAAAAGCAAUAGAGAAACAAAAAAAGUUACUUAAAGAAUUUCCAGGGAUAAAAUUUGAUAAAUAUAUUACACUAUCAUCCGUUAUGUCUUUAUAUGAUUUUAUUUUAAACAUUUUAAUAGAAAUAUUUAGAAUUAUAAGUACAAAUAAAAUAACAAAUUUAACAAGAAUUAUUAUAUAUCUUUUAUCUGUUAUUUAUUAUGAAAAGGGAAAGUAUGUAUUUGCUUUGUAUUUACUAUUGCAAUUUUUUAAGGACGAAACAGGAGGAGUAAUAUUUAACUAUAUUGAUGUGAAUAUAUUGAAAAACAUGGAAUGCGAAUUUGAUAAGUUUUGUUUGGAUCUUCAAGAUUUUGCGGAGACUCGAAUUUUUCUUAAAAUUGGGAAUCGAAAUUCCAAUGAGCCUAUGCUAUUUUUGAUGAUAAUAUGUUUAGGAAUUUUGAUAAAUCAUAAAAAAGUCGGGAUAAAUAUAAAUGAGAAAGAAAUGAGAAACGAGAAUUUUAAUAUAAACAAGUAUGAGAAAUUAUUUAUUGAAAUUUGUUUUGAAUAUAUAAAUUGUUUAAUUAAGAACAAAAAGGAAAAAGAGAAAAAAGACUUUAAUAAAUUUAUAAAAAAAUAUUUUAAGUUUAUAAAUAAGGAAAAUAUGUAUACUCCAAUAAAUAUUAACAUAUCUAUAUGUGAUGUUUUUUUCAAAUUAUAUUAUUUAGUUGAAAAUAAUAUUAAAACAUUUUUAAAAAUAAAAAAUAAAAACAAUUUGAAUUUUAUAUAUUUGCCAUUUAUUGGUAUAUUAAUGAAUAAAGAAAUGUGUUUUUAUAAAAUAAAAUAUUCAAAUUUUUAUGAUGGACAUGUAUAUUCAUCUUGUGAAUUCAUAAAAAAUAAUAAUGAAGAAAAAUUUUUAUCUGAUUUUAUAAAUAAUGAAAUAGUGCUUGUAAAUAAUAAUGAAGGAAUUAUUACCGAAUCAGGAAAUCCCAAUAAAAUUCGAAAUGUAUUUUUUUUAAAUGAAAAAAAUAUAAUGAAUAUGUGUAUUGAGAAUGUGAACACGAACAUGAUAAAUAUUGAGUAUAUACAAUUAUAUCUUUAUAUAUAUAAUAAUAUUAUUAAAAUAAAAAUUAAUAAUAUAUAUUCUUAUAUGUUAAAAAGAAAAUAUAUGGAAAAAGUAUACACAAAUAAUUUUAACAGUUUUGAAAAUGAAAAAAAUAAUAGCAAUGAAUUUAAUGUGUUUUCAAAGGAGCAACAACAAAAUGAAAGCUUAAGUGAAUAUGAAGAAAUAAAGAAAGAUUGUUCAAAUGAUGAUGUGACCAUAAAAGCAAAAAAUAAAAUAGUUGAUUCAAAUAGUAAGGAUAAAAAUAAAAGAAAAAUGUUCGAAAUAAAAGAAAACGAAAAUGAUAAAUCUGAAUUUUAUAAAUUAAAAGAUGGAAUAUAUUUAAAUAAAUAUGAGAAUAAAAUAAUAGUUAAUAAAAAUAAAUAUUUUUUUUCAAAUUUAGUAAAUAAAUAUGUAAAUUAUUUUAUUUAUAGUAAUAAUAAUAUUCUUUAUAUGAAUGAAUUUAAUAUUGGAUAUAUAUAUAUUAGCUAUUCAAAAUAUAUAACAGAAUUUGAAUUAAAUUUUAAGUAUGAAAUUGAAAAUUCCAAAAAUACUUAUUUUUAUUUAUUGGCAAAACGUGAUAAUGUUUUAGAUAUUGAGCAUAUUUGUGAUGGUAAAGAAAUUUCAUUUUUUGGAAAUAAAGACAUGUUUAAAUUUGUAGAAGAUGAAGAAACAAAUUGUGAAUGUAAUAAUACAAAUGAUUGUGUAGACAAUUUUGUGAUAAAUAAUAAAAUAUACGAUUUAUUUCGAAAGAAAGAAGAAUAUAUACACGAAGAAACAGUAGACAAAAAAAAGCGUGAUUUUUUUUUGUUUGAAAUAAAAGGAAAUAAAUUUGAUAAUAUUUCAUUACACACAAAAAUAAAAAGUUUAUAUGGAAAAAGCAAUUUUUGCAACGAACCAUCUAUGCUAUAUAAAAUUAAAACCGAAAAAAAUAAAAGCGAAAAAAAUAAAAGCGAAAAAAAUAAAAAGAAAAAAUUGAUGUUUGAUAUAAAUUAUAAAGAAAAAUUAAUAUGUAUACCAUUUCUUUUAUAUACAAAUGAAAAAAAUAAUGUGAAUAUAAAAAUCGAAUUUUCUUUUAAGAAUAAUUAUUUUAGUGACAAUAUUAAAUAUCCUAUACAAUAUUCAGUAAUUCCAUCUAUAAUAUCGAUGGUUACAAAUGUGAAUAUGAUAGAUGAUAAAAAUAUAAGUCAUAACACAUUGGGAAAUUUAGAGAAUAAUUCUACAGAAAGGGAUGUAAUAAAUGGAAUGGUUAUUCCAGUAAAUAAUACGAAUAAGGAUAGUAUAAAAGAAGAAAUAAAUUGCAAUGAUGAUAAUAAUAAUGAAGUAAAAAAUUUGGAUAAUAGUCAAGGUAUGGAAUAUUUCUAUUAUUAUAUAUAUAUAUAUAACAAUAAAAAUCAGAGUAUAAUAAUUAAAAGUCUUACUAAUGGAAAAUUAGAAGAUGUUGUGAAAUUAGGUGAAAAAAGUACAUAUAGUAAUUUGGUGAAAAUAAAUAAUAAAGAAAAGGUUAAUUUAGAAUAUCAAUUUAAUUAUAAUAAUUUAUAUUUUCCAUUUAAUAAAAUAUUUGAAAAUGCAAUUUUUAUAAAUUAUUUAAAAAUGCCACAUGAAGACAUAGGAUAUAAUAUUAAAGAAUUAAAUAAUAUAAAUAAUGAUAAAAAAAGUAAAAUAAAAAUCGAAUUAAAUUAUUCAAAAAUAGUAAAAUAUAAUGAAUGUUUUACUGUUGAAUCUAUUAUAACAAAUGAAGCAAAUAUUACGGAAGAAGUUAUUAUAUUUUUAUAUGAUAAAAGAAAAAAAAAGAAAAAGAAAAUAGAGCAAAUUGAGCAAAAAAAAAAAGCAAAUAGUUUUAAUAAUAUAUAUUUUGAUCAAUUUAAUAUUACUUAUAAUAAAAAAAAUCAAGACUUGUCUUAUAAACAAAAUAGUUAUACAUCCUACAAAACUGAUUCAGAUGACAAUUCUUUAUAUUCUUCUGAAGAUUUAGAGAACAUAAAUUUUGAUGAAAAUAACAGUGAUUCCAAUAUAAUAUAUAAUAAUUUAGAAAAAAAAAGAAACAAAAAAUAUAUAGUUAAUGGGGUUAAAAUGAUGAAAAGUAUUUUAUUGCCUUAUCAAACAUUUCGAUUGAAAUGGUCUUUUGUCGCUUUUACUUAUGGCUUUUUAAAAUUGCCUAACAUAUUAAUACAAAGAAAAAACAAAAUUAAAAAUAAUAUAAAUGUAUUUUCUUCGGAAAAUAUCGAACUAUUCGUAAUAUAG